AUGGACUUUGUGGGAAAAAUUGUGCCAAGCUCCAGCAACAAGCAUACGUUCAUCAUUGUGGCCACAGAUUAUUUCACGAAGUGGGUAGAAGCUAAGGCUUUGAAAUCUAUCACUUCAGCUGCAGUGAUUACUUUUAUCAAGCAGCAAAUCAUUCAUCGAUUUGGAAUUCCAGAAAGCAUCACUACGGUUAGAGGCACUUCCUUCAUCUCAAGGGAAAUCCAAGCAUUCAUUGAAGAAUACAAUAUCAGAUUCGUGCAAUCUAGUCCUUACUUUCCACGCGCCAAUGGUAAAGCAGAAUCUACCAACAAAGUCUUGAUCAAUAUUAUCAAGAAAAUGGCGGAUAACAACCCAAAGGAUUGGCAUGAAAGGUUAUCCAAUGCACUCUGGGCAGAUCGGACGUCUAAAAAGAAUGCUAUAGGCACUACCCCUUACGCUCUCACUUACGAGCAUGACGCUGUCUUACCAGUAGAGAUCAACAUGCAAUCACUACAUAUCGAGAGACAGUCUGAAUUAAGCGAAGAAGAAUACACUGAGGCUAUGAUGAAGGAAUUAGAGCAACUCGGUCCAAUUCGGGCUAAAGCUUUGAAUCAUUUGAUGGUCGGUAAACAAGCAGUGGCACGUGCCUAUAAUAGAAGAGUCCAAGGAAAAACUUUUGAAGAAGGAGAAUUAGUUUGGCGAGCGGUCCUACCAUUAGGAGCCCACGUGCCAUAA
Molecule: messenger RNA, 711 nt
Organism: Prunus armeniaca (apricot)
Lineage: Eukaryota; Viridiplantae; Streptophyta; Magnoliopsida; Rosales; Rosaceae
Source: the annotation of a GenBank genome assembly